Molecule: messenger RNA, 3768 nt
Organism: Platichthys flesus (European flounder)
Lineage: Eukaryota; Metazoa; Chordata; Actinopteri; Pleuronectiformes; Pleuronectidae
Product: thrombomodulin-like
Exons: 1
Coding region: 128-1702 (524 amino acids)
Cellular component (GO): membrane
Molecular function (GO): transmembrane signaling receptor activity; calcium ion binding
Source: RefSeq, a predicted model, not a curated record
AAAAAAAACACACUCAGCUGGAGGCCUUUAUAAAUGGGGACUAUGUUCAGCUCUCAGUCACUGGAUCAGAGUCGGAUCGUCGAGCACUGAGUUUCACACCAUCUUGGGUUUUUCUAACAUCGACAUCAUGAGUCCUACAACACAAGCUCUGCUGAUUUGCGUGGUUUUCCUCUUCGGGCUGGAGGACGCGGUGCUCGCCCUGAGCGGACACUGCGCCGACAAUCGGUGUUUUGUGCUUUUACGCCAAUCCGAGGACUUUCCGGGGGCGCAGAGAAACUGCAGUGGCACGGGGGGACAGUUGCUCACGAUCAGCUCUGAACAAGCGGAGGAGACAUUAACGGGUCUCCUGAGCGGGGAAAACGGGAGUUACUGGCUGGAGCUGCAGGGCACCGGCAAGAAGCCACAGGAAGCCACGGCAGUUCUUGGAAACUGCUCCUCCGUCUCCAUGUCGGGGGAAGGGAACAUCCUGGUGUCCGCGAAGCAGUGUCGCAACGUACUGGACGGGUUUCUGUGCCAGUACACGUACGAGAAGCCUUGCAGUCGCAUCGAGGCGGACGGGGGCGCACAGGUGAGGUAUACCACUCAAAUGGGGUUCGACGUCAACGAUUCUAAAGCGUUUCCACCAGGAACCUUCGCUGUGGCGGACAAGGUCGGUGAGAAAUAUCUGGACUCGAAACAUUUGUGUGCCUUUGGGGGGUGGAUGCGCGCUCCCUGGAAAUGUGAGGUGUUGAAGGGAGGAUGCGAGCACAGCUGCAACGAAACCACUGGCACCUGCAUCUGCCCCGAGGGACAAGCCCUCCACCCCAACGGCAUCACCUGCGCCGUGGACCCGUCGGAUGGCUUUCCUCACCCUGUCCUUUCCUGCACCAUGGGCAAAAAGCCGGCGCAGGACGGGAAAAGCUGCGUGGACGUGGACGAGUGCAAGGAGGGGGAGGACCCGUGCACAGCCGAGGGCCAGGAGUGUCUGAACACGGAUGGAGGGUUCGAGUGCAGGUGCAGAGAUGGCUUUGAUUUGGAGAAUGGGGCGUGCAUAGACGUGGCGAUCUGCUCCAGGUGCGAGCACAUGCAGUGCGUGAAGCCCACUGGGGUGUACGAGUGUGCGUGCAUGGACGGGUUCAGGGUGUCAGCCAAGGACCCCACCAAGUGCGACCGACACUGCACUGAGAGAGACUGCGAGGCCGUGUGCACCGACGACGCAGAUGUGCAGAGCCCGGAGAUGCGACACUGCGAAUGCCCCGAGGGCUACAUCAGAGACGGCAAGGACCUUUGCACGGACAUCGAUGAGUGUGAGACGGAAAGGAUGUGUGACCACAAGUGUGAAAACACGUUCGGUGGUCACAGGUGUUCGUGCUUCGAGGGCUUCAGGCUGCAGGGUGACUCCAUGUGUGUGCAAACCGAGGAGCUGGAGGAGGGUGAGUCAGGCGCUCCUCCUACACAGCCCAUACCGGCCACCGCUCACCCAGCCGCGGUGCCCUCCUCCAUCAGGACCGGCAGCGUCCUGGGCAUCACCGUGUUCAUGGCACUGUGCGCGGCGCUGCUGUGUCUGCUGGUGCACACCAUGGUGAAACGCUGCGGCAGGUUCAAGCUCUCCUCUUUCAGACGUCCAGACAUAGAUGUCUUCUACCUGCAGCAGGUGACCUCGGAGACUUACAAGAGGCUGUCCUUCGACAAACAGUUCAAAAGUGACUUGCAAAGACUGUGAUGUGGAGUUGGCAUAUGGGACUUUUAUUUUUCACACUUAUCCAGAAAGCGGUCAUAAGAAACUUUUAACAGCAGCGAUGGUUGAGGUAAAAUAAGACUUUAAGGAGAAACCGCUUCACGCUUCCUGGAUGUGUUACAGAUUUCUAUAUGGAAUUGGCUGUAAAUUUGCUUCAUGGUUUUAAAAGUUCAUCAAUUAUGGAUUUCCAGCAGUCAGAGCAGUAUAUAUCAAACAAGAUGCUUUUACAACAGUGUCAGGUAAUGGUACUAAAACGUAAGAGGGGUCAGUUUAAACAUUUUAAAUGCACUCAAAAGAAAGUAAAAGUACCACACAUGUAACACAAUAAGCUCCUUCAAUUUGAUUAGAUAAGAAAGUAUUUGCUGAUAUAUGUAGAAGAAUAAAAAGCUUUUUAUAUUUAAUUCUUUAGAACAAAAUGUGCUUUCGUCUUUGCUCAACAUUUUUACUUUGCAUUUAAUGUUUUAUUACACAAAUCAGCUGUUUUACUGUAUUUCAUCUUUUUAUGAGGUCACACUGGACAUAUUAUCGAUGAAAAAAGCCCAAGAGAAGAAGAAAGUCUCUCAGUAGUUAGCACUGACAUUGGACCACCACUGUUGGUUUUAAUAGUGUUAACUGGCUCCAUGAAGCAUGCAUGGCAGCCGGCGUAGAGGUUUUUAUCAAAACAGCCCAGGACCAUUCUUGCCUGUUGGUUUAUUCACAUUCUGGAAUUUUCAUCUUUAAAAUAACUGACAUCAGGACCUUGAAACCAAUGGCUGGGUUCCCUCUGAUCAUCAUAUUACACCAAGAGAAAUAGAAAAGUAGAAUAUAUUUGAAAUUUGAAAUUCCCAAAUUCUGUUUCAGAUAUGUUUAGUGAAGAUUAAACUGUGAUUCUUAAUGCUAUGACUUGUGAAAAUACCAUACUUUACAUCCCCCCAAAAAAGACUUUAUUAGGAAUGACCUGUAAGAUGUGUAUCAUGAAAAGUUGAAUAAGUCUACUGUGCAAAUCUAUCACACUGAUGAUGCAGAGAUGUUAUACAAGCUGUGAUUUAGCAUGAAGCUGUAUGUUAUUCACUGUGUACCCAGCUGCUGCUGACAGAUCUGCUAAACACGAAUGUAAAACUGUGCUGCUAACGUCUAUUUAUGUAAAAGAAAACACACAUGCACCCCCUGAUGCACCCAGUCUCUUUGUCUGUAUAACAGGCUUUCUGCAAGAUGUUUUUUUUAAAUAUUUUUUGAUUUAAUGAUACUGUAAAAAAAAUUUUAUUCAUUCUUUUAUUAAUUGAAUUAUUCAUGUUUUUCCGUUUUUCUACACCCAAAAGAUUUCUUUCUAGCUUUUGUUUCAGUUCAUUUUCCUCCACUGGCUUCUGAUGACCUCUCCCUGCAGAUUUAACACACAAAAAUCUGCUGUUUAUUAAAUAUUUUACUGUUCUACUGUUUCCAUUUAGCUGACUAAGACUCAUGACCAACAUUGUUACCUUAUGCGUGCAAAAGGCUAACGUUGCCCUCUUUGGCUGAGUUGCCCGUAAGGAGAAGAAAAAAAGUUGUUUAUAUGUUGUGGCUGCCUAAAUAUUAUAUAAAACAGUUGCUGAAGUUUGACCAAGUCAAAUCCCAAUAAUGUCCAGUCAUAAAGAUUUGUUUAAAGAUGCAAAGCAAUGCAAAUGGACUUUUUCACCUGUACAGUUUUUUCCUUCACAUGAUUUACACAAUGUCCUCUCAUAAUGAUCUGAAUUUACUGAUUAAGAGUUUAUUUUCAGUUUGAAUAUUGUGGCUUGUAGUCAUGACAAUAGUAAGCUCAAGACGCAAAGUCACAUUGCUGCUGAAAAAGUUCACAGGAAACUAUGGGGGGGGGGGGUGGUAUAAGUGGGAACAACGGUCCUGAAAUAAUACUUACAACAGAAAAUAAGAGUAGGAGGAAGAACAAGCUUGGCAGAACCUAAUCUCUUACUCUGGGUAGAGAUAUAAACAAACCAGAAUCUCAACUUCUGACCCUUACCACUUUUCACCCUCUGUUGCAUUUUCUCUGUUUCCUCUUCUCUCAUUUUAUCUUGUCCAAUAAAUUACAGUUCCUCGAA